Molecule: messenger RNA, 3983 nt
Organism: Limanda limanda (common dab)
Lineage: Eukaryota; Metazoa; Chordata; Actinopteri; Pleuronectiformes; Pleuronectidae
Gene: kpnb1
Product: karyopherin (importin) beta 1
Exons: 22
Coding region: 107-2737 (876 amino acids)
Biological process (GO): protein import into nucleus
Cellular component (GO): cytoplasm; nucleus
Molecular function (GO): small GTPase binding; nuclear import signal receptor activity
Source: RefSeq, a predicted model, not a curated record
UUCCCGCGACACACGCUGCGGAGCCUCGACGCGACGCAUCACGACCACGUCCCGCUGGGAGCGCUGCGCGGCAACCGACAGUCCGAGAGAAGAGCCCGGGGUCGAGAUGGAGCUCAUCACGAUCCUCGAGAAGACCGUCUCUCCAGAUCGGAUCGAACUGGAGGCGGCGCAGAAGUUCCUGGAGCAAGCGGCCGUGGAGGAUCUGACCACCUUCCUGGUGGAGCUGUCCAAGGUGCUCGCCAACCCGGGGAACACGCAGGUGGCCCGAGUCGCCGCCGGCCUCCAGGUGAAGAACUCGCUGACCUCCAAGGACCCGGACGUGAAGACGCGCUACCAGCAGAGAUGGCUCGCCAUCGACGCCAACGCCAGGCGUGAGAUCAAGAACUAUGUUCUCCAGACUCUGGGCACGGAGACGUACCGGCCCAGCUCGGCGUCGCAGUGCGUCGCCGGGAUCGCCUGCGCCGAGAUCCCCGUGAACCACUGGCCCGAGCUCAUCCCUCAGCUGGUCGCCAACGUCACGGACCCGUCCAGCACGGAGCACAUGAAGGAGUCCACGCUGGAGGCCAUCGGGUACAUCUGCCAGGACAUCGACCCGGAGCAGCUGCAGGAAAACGCCAACCAGAUCCUGACCGCCAUCAUCCAGGGCAUGAGGAAGGAGGAGCCGAGCAACAACGUGAAGCUGGCGGCGACCAACGCUCUGCUCAACUCGCUGGAGUUCACCAAAGCCAACUUCGACAAGGAGACGGAGCGACACUUCAUCAUGCAGGUUGUGUGUGAGGCGACGCAGUGUCCCGACACCAGAGUGCGUGUGGCGGCCUUACAGAACCUGGUGAAGAUCAUGUCUCUGUAUUAUCAGUACAUGGAGACGUACAUGGGCCCCGCCCUGUUCGCGAUCACCAUCGAGGCGAUGAAGAGCGACAUCGACGAGGUGGCGCUGCAGGGCAUCGAGUUCUGGUCCAACGUGUGCGACGAGGAGAUGGACCUCGCCAUCGAGGCGUCGGAGGCCUCGGAGCAGGGGCGCCCCCCCGAGCACACCAGUAAGUUCUAUGCCAAAGGGGCCCUGCAGUACCUGGUGCCCAUCCUCACGCAGACCCUCACCAAACAGGAUGAGAACGACGACGACGACGACUGGAACCCGUGCAAGGCGGCGGGGGUGUGUCUGAUGCUGCUGGCCACCUGCUGUGAGGACGACGUGGUUCCUCACGUUCUGCCCUUCAUCAAAGAACACAUCAAGAACCCGGACUGGCGUUACCGCGACGCCUCCGUCAUGGCCUUCGGAUCCAUCCUGGAAGGACCGGAGCUCAACCAGCUCAAACCGCUGGUGAUCCAGGCGAUGCCGACUCUGAUCGAGCUGAUGAAGGACCCGAGCGUGGUGGUGAGGGACACCACGGCCUGGACCGUGGGCCGGAUCUGUGAGCUGCUGCCUGAGGCCGCCAUCAACGACCUGUACCUGUCCCCCCUGCUGCGGUGUCUGAUCGAGGGCCUGGAGGCGGAGCCCCGGGUGGCGUCCAAUGUCUGCUGGGCCUUCUCCUCUCUGGCGGAAGCCGCCUACGAAGCCACGGACGCAGCCGAGGACCAGGAGGAGCCCGCCACCUACUGCCUGUCCUCCUCCUUCGAGCUCAUCGUGCAGAAGCUCCUGGAGACCACAGACAGGCCGGACGGUCACCAGAACAACCUGCGCUCCGCCGCCUACGAGGCUCUGAUGGAGAUCGUGAAGAACAGCGCGAAGGACUGCUACCCCGCGGUGCAGAAGACCACGCUGGUCAUCAUGGAGCGGCUGCAGCAGGUCCUGCAGAUGGAGUCUCACAUCCAGAGCACCUCCGACAGAAUCCAGUUCAACGACCUGCAGUCGCUGCUGUGCGCCACGCUGCAGAACGUUCUGCGUAAAGUUCAGCACCAGGACGCUCUGCAGAUCUCCGACGUGGUCAUGGGUUCUCUGCUCCGCAUGUUCCAGAGCACCGCCGGCUCCGGGGGGGUGCAGGAGGACGCCCUGAUGGCCGUGUCCACGCUGGUGGAAGUUCUGGGCGGAGACUUCCAGAAGUACAUGGAGGCCUUCAAACCGUUUCUGGCCAUCGGACUGAAGAACUUCGCAGAGUAUCAGGUGUGUCUGGCGGCCGUGGGCCUGGUGUGCGACCUGUGCCGAGCUCUGAUGUCCAACAUCCUGCCGUACUGUGACGAGAUGAUGCAGCUGCUGCUGGAGAACCUGGGGAACGAGAACGUCCACCGCUCCGUGAAGCCUCAGAUCCUCUCGGCGUUCGGCGACAUCGCUCUGGCCAUCGGAGGAGAGUUUAAGAAGUACCUGGACAUCGUGUUGGACACGCUGCAGCAGGCGUCUCAGGCUCAGGUCGACAAGACGGACUACGACAUGGUGGACUACUUGAACGAGCUGAGGGAGGGUUGUCUGGAGGCGUACACCGGCAUCAUCCAGGGUCUGAAGGGCGACCAGGAGAACGUCCACCCUGACGUGAUGCUCAUUCAGCCACGAGUGGAGUUCAUUCUCUCCUUCAUCCAUCACAUAGCGGAGGACGAGGACCACUCUGACGGCGUGGUGGCCAACGCCGCCGGACUCAUCGGCGACCUGUGCACGGCGUUCGGUAAAGACGUGAUGAAGCUGGUGGAGGUUCGUCCGCUCAUCAACGACCUGCUGACGGAGGGUCGGCGCUCCAAAACCUCCAAGACCAAGACGCUCGCCACCUGGGCCACGAAGGAGCUCCGCAAGCUGAAGAGCCAGGCCUGAUGCCUGGAGGAGCAGACAGGGGGCGCUGUGAGAGAUCGACAUGCGUGAACGAUGAGGAAAAACUUUAGCUUCUGUUCGUCGGUCGAAGACGAGUGAGUGAGUGUGUGUGAGAGAGAGAGAGAGAGAGACACGUUUGAGAGAACGAGCGAGAGAUGAUGACGUCACACAACCCUAAAGUCCAGCAGGCGACGACCCCCCCCCACCCCCCCCCCUCUUCUGGACAGCCUGUGGACUGGACUCUGACUCCCCCCUCCUCUCCCUUUAAAACAAACUUACCUUCAAGCCUGCCCCCCCCCCCCUCCCCCUCGCUGUAGCUGGGCUCUCCUUCGACGUCACGAUGACGUCACCGACCUGCCGUCGCCACCCCCCCCCCCACGCCGGGGGAGGGGGGGCUUGAGGGGAAACGGAUAAAAACCCGACAAGAAAACAUGAGACUUGGAGCGGACUGAGAGGAAAACGUUUUUUGUUGCUCUUUUUUUCUUCUUCCGAGCUCGACCCCGGCGAAGGAGAAGCGGCGUCCACCCCCCCGACAACAGCAGCACUAAAUCACUUCAAAAUAAAAGUGGCGCCCCCCCGAGGAGCGGUCACGGAGCGAGUGCCAAACGGAAAAGAAACGGUGCGAAGCGUCUCGGUUUAGAUUUCCAGCUGCACGGAGGGAACGCUCACGUUUCUGCUUGUUUAAAAAUUCAGAGAAUUGAAGACGUUUGUAUGAGGUUAUAUUUUUCCAUUGUUAUGAUUAAAAAAAAAAAAAAAAAAGUUGGAAAAAAAACAAUAAAAUGAUAUGAAACAUUCCCCACGCAGUUCUGGUGAUUUGGGUUUCUGUCGUCUGUCGGACUCCCGGACGGAACCGGACCGGACGGAACCGGACUCUGAACUUUGUUUACGCCACAAAUGACCAUGAUCUUUUUUUUUCCUUUUAUCUUUUUUUUAUUCCUCGGCCGUCACUCCUGGGACAGUUCUCUUGUUCGGGGGGGCUUGUAGUCCAGCACCUGACCCGGCCCGACCGCUAACAGCCACCACAGGACAGGAAGUUCCAAUCGAACUCGAACCUUUGAGUUGACGGUUCAGUGUUUCCAGCCUCACAGGGCUCUUAUUUUGAAGAGGUGUGGCGGACGUAGGGAAGACUUCCUGUGUUGACAUGAACCUGCAAACUUGGUGUUCAUUGAAUUGUGAAUCAUUUAAAGCUGUUCUGCUUUUUACUUCAUAAUCAACUCUAGUGAACUAAUAAAGUCUAUAUUGUACUGAA